GAUACUCUUUGCCCAUGUAAUAGUCGGUAGAAAGCUUAUGCUCCUCCACUACUACCACUACCUCAAAAUUCCGGCAAGCAUGCCAAUAACUAACUCCUCUUUUUAGCUAAAACAGAUAUCGGUUUCCCUUUUUCUCCUUCUCCUCUUUCCUCUCUCCACCAUCUCCUCACGCUAAACGCCCCUCCGACAAGAAGGUAAAUAAUCAUCGAAAAUGGCUCCGGAGAUCAUUUUCUCCGCCGCCACCUCCUCACCUCUCAUUAUUCUUAUUCUUAUCCUUUUUUUGCGGUUCCCUCGCGGUUGGACUGGAGUGGGGUGGGGUAGUAGUAAGUUGCUGGUCACCGCAACUGUCAUCAACUCAUCAACAACCAUUGAGAUAUCUCAUCACAGCUCACUGACCCUCUCUUGUUUUGUUGAUGUCUAAACACAGUACUGUUGUGGUAGUGAUUGGUUUCUUUCCUCUUUACUUGACUAGGGUAGGGGCUUUGAGGUACAUGUACAGUACCUCGUUAGGACUAUGAUUCAUACCCGCGGAG
Aspergillus welwitschiae is the source of this 533-nucleotide messenger RNA. RefSeq lists its product as uncharacterized. Lineage: Eukaryota; Fungi; Ascomycota; Eurotiomycetes; Eurotiales; Aspergillaceae. Bases 212 to 421 code for a protein of 69 amino acids. The transcript has a single exon. The record is from RefSeq and is a predicted model, not a curated record.